AGCUACGCAGUCUGUGCAGCGACCGGGCGCAACACGUUUUCUGAAUCCGGUUCCGGCGUGCCGACGACACCGAUGCCCGUGCCCACAGAGCGAUCACAGGGCUUUUACCCGAACAGCACUGAACUGUAGCAGCUGAGAGACGGAUGCGGAGCCGAGCCCGGAGGAUUACGAGAAUGCGCCUCUGUAUGUGUCCUCGUGAGCGGAUGACAACCUCCGAGCAGAGCUACACUGAAAACUUUGAGCUCUACGUUUGACGCGGGGGUGUUAUUGAGAUUUUUUUUUUGUUUUUGUUUUUUGUUUUUUUGUGAGGGGGGGUUUCCAACAACAGACAUGAUGCAGGUGCAAACUGUGGGCCAACGUUACUGAAAUGACUCGCUCGGCGCUGACGCGUUUCACUGUGCCAUGCCAGCCCCGCAUUGUCAGAUGCCAUUUUACUCUGCGUUAUCCCAGCGUCUGGAAUUCCAACAUACUGGGCCUGUUGUGUAAUUAGAAGUUCGUGAGGCAGUAGCAAAACAAGCUGGUGCAAUGACAGGCUACGCUGCCCAAGACACUGUGCGCAAUUUGUGCUGAAUCUUUAUGGGUCCUGCGUACUGGAGCUCCCGGCUUCCACUCGGAGAGGUGCGCUCACUGCGCUGCGGGGCUCGGGGCUUCACAUCUGGACCUGCCUGCGCUCCUCUGCGGCCUGUUCGGACCGGACAGUCUCUGGACCUGUGUGUCUGAGGUCGUGUUAGGGACAGAGGGGAGCAUUUUAGGCCGGGACUUAUUGGUGAUCCACGGGAACGCCAAAAGCUAGACUACUCAAGGAAGAUUGAAAAAAAAAAAAAAAAAAAAAAAAAAGCUAAAAAAAACGCUGAUCCAGAAAUGGGUUUUGCGUAGCGAAGUCACGCAUUUUUAAAGGCAGCGCGAGGGUGACAUUGCAGUCUUCUCUCCCCCCACAUCGGUUAUUUCGUCGUCUGAGGAAAAAAAUAAAAAAAUAAAAAAUAAAAAAAACAAAAGGCGUGAAAGUGGAGUAUUGUCCGCCGUACGUCGUCUCAGCGCAGUGGGAUUUCUACGUCUGGCCGGCGUUCCCCCCCACCCUUCCCGCGGUGACGGUUAUGGGUCGGAAGCGGUGUGUCGGUGCAGAUUGUUCCAAGAUGGCGGCCGGGUGCUGCGGGGUGAAGAAGCAGAAACUGUCGGGAUCGCCCGGGUCGGGGGGUCCCGGCGGGGUGGGGGCGGGAAGCGGGGUGGCAGGAACCGGACAUUGUGGCUCGGAGUUGGGGAUUGGCUCCUCCGCGACUGUUGCGGCGGCGGCGAACGUGAGCAGAGCCAACGGCCUGGGGGGACCCGGGGGUAACGUUAGCGGCGGUAGUAGUAGUGGUAGCAGCGGCACGAACGCUCUGUCCCCAGCCCCGGCCGGGUACACCACAUCCGGCCUCUCCCCGAAUCUCAGCCCGGGACCUGGUUCGGGAAGUGGAGGCAGGAAAAUGGUCGUCUCAGCGGAGAUGUGCUGCUUCUGUUUUGACGUGCUUUAUUGCCAUCUGUACGGAUACCAACCUCCGAGAACACCCAGGUUUACAAAUGAUCCCUACCCACUGUUUGUCACAUGGAAAAUAGGCAGAGACAAGCGGUUGAGGGGUUGUAUAGGUACAUUUUCUGCCAUGAAUCUGCACUCAGGACUCAGGGAGUACACCCUUACCAGUGCCCUUAAAGACAGCCGCUUCCCCCCUAUGACAAGGGAUGAGCUGCCUCGCCUCUUCUGCUCAGUGUCUCUUCUUACCAACUUUGAAGACGUCGGUGAUUACCUUGACUGGGAGGUGGGUGUUCACGGUAUUAGGAUAGAAUUUUUCAAUGAAAAAGGAUCAAAACGCACCGCCACCUACCUACCAGAGGUUGCAAAGGAGCAAGGUUGGGACCACAUUCAAACCAUAGAUUCCUUACUACGAAAGGGAGGUUACAAAGCUCCCAUCACAAACGACUUCAGGAAGACCAUUAAGUUAACCAGGUACCGUAGCGAGAAGAUGACGAUGGGUUAUGCAGAGUACAUCGCCCACCGCCAGCACCAUCACUACCAGAAUGGCAUCGGGCACCCUCUACCACCCUACAACCAUUAUUCCUGACAGCGAGCCGCAUGACCAAUCAUUGGACCUCUCCGCGGACCUUUUCCCAGGAGAGCCCGCCCCCUCCUGGUCUAGUUAUUUCUACUACUGUACCAUUUUAUGAUGAUAGUUUCCGUUGCCAUGCUGGCCGUCUCCUCGACGUUGACAUGGCAACGGGUGGCAACGAAGCAUCAUUUGAUUACGGCAAGAAAUCCACGUUUCUCGCUUAUUUUUUUUUUUCCUCCUUUGCCUGUGGUUAAGUUUUUGCAGCAUAUAUAUUCCUAUAUCUAUAACCCCCUUCAUUCAUACGUUUAAAAAAAAAACGAAACCCAUAUUAGUUUAUUAACCCUAUGUCUUUUCAGCAAACCUAAUCAGGUGUUUUGAUUCUGUGGAUGGAAGGAAGUCUCUUUAGGUGGAUUUAUCCGCCACCCUGGUUUUAGGCUUUGCUACAAUUUAACAUUUGCUACUAAAAACUUUUUUUUUUUCCUACUUUGAUCCUUAAUGUUCCUAUCCUGACAUGUAAUACCAUGUAGCAAGGCAACUGCAGUUCUCAAAGGCUGUGUCGUCUCUCCUCCGAUUCCUCUCAAAAAACAAACAAAAAAAAAAAGACUGUUGAGGUGAUUUUAGCCUUGUUAAACUCUGUAGUGUUGUAGUGGGAACUAUGUAAUGGGUUAUGUAUUCUCCAAAGUAUAGUUAGUUAGGAUUGUGAUGCCCUUUGACCGGCUCGUGGACGGUGUUUAUUGACUGAGCUCACAAUCGCGUGUAUUCCGUUGUGUGGACCAGGACGCUGAUUUUUUAAAAAAAAAAACCAGUAGCAUGAAUUAGAAAUUGGGUUGAACUUGAAGCAUCUCCUUCAGAGAGCUUUGAAAAUCCUCCUCUCCCCUCCCUCCCCCCUUAAGUAUUUCUCGUGUUUUUGUGGUGGAACCCGAACCUUUGAACUGCGUUUUUGUGUUUGUCGUUUCUUUCGCUGGGCCUGAGCUUACAGAUAUGUUCCCUCUUCUAUUUUUCUUUUCAACUUUAAAGGCAAUUUGCAGAGGAAGCCAUUCAGCCUGAGGAUAAUCACAAGGUGAUUUUUUUUUUGAUUAACUGUGGGGGUGGGGGGAAGAAAAAAGUUGACAGGUGGGUCUCAUUUCCUCUCUAGAGAGGACAUGCAGGCCACACAACAAAAAAAAAAAAAAGAAAGUCUUUUUCUUUUGAAUUUCCGUGUCUGUUGGUUUACUGGCAGGGAGUCACUUGACAGGGACGCGGUGUAACGACCUAAAGCCAUACUCUCUUUUUAGUCCAUGCUCGUCCGGCGCCGCGUGUCGGACGCCACAACGCCGCCAAAUACCCGUCAAAACCUCUCGCUCAUUUGUCCGGCGUCUCCGCAUGUUGUCAGAGAAACAUCGUCUUGCCUUUUCAGAUUAUAGCUAACCAUUGUCACUCGUCCAGAGUGCGAAGCAUUGACAGAGAAAAAGUCAUCACGAAUGCACCCGGCGCUCAGAAGAUGCGGCGUUGGCGUCAGGUAGACGUGCACGCCGUGCACCGAAGCCGUCACAGGAAUGCAGCUUAGUUUGAUGUCGUCGUUGAGCCUGCACCACCACUGUUCCGAUCCCGUGUGAGUGUGUGUGUGUGUGUGUGUGUUUCCUCAGCACGGGGAAUGUUUAGUCAGCUGUCCGGCAGCAGGUCGGGUUAGCCGGAGCCGAGCCGGAGCGCGGUGAGGGGGCAUGGGGGAGUGUACGUUAUAAAAGUCAGGGCUUUGUAAGGACUAAAGAAGCCAUUUUCCCCAUCCAAAUAUUCACUUGUUGUGAGUCACAUUCACGCACGCACGCACGCACGCACACUAGGGUAGCUGAGUUUUACUUAUCAGAAUGUUCCAACUGUUGAGGAUCACACUGCGAUCCUGCUCGUUUUGUUCCGUUAACUGGAAUUUUUUGAGAGGUUCUUGUUACUUGGCAAACAUCUUUCUUCGUAACAGCCUUUACUAACUGACAGGUUCUAUUUUUUUUUUUUUUUCCUUCUUUCUUUUAUGCAAAACGUCAAGGGCUUUUGGCACUCCAUCCACAGUAACCCGAAAUGACCCAGACUUCAGUUGUGUUGCCUUAAAUGAAUGAUUUAAAUAAACAGUGGGCCGGUGGAAGACGAGCCGACUGCUCCUCUGACCCAUGGUUUCUCCAGCUCCACCUCCACGCCACAGCGCAUUAAACGACGGACCCCCCCCCCCCCCCCCCCCCCCCCCCCCGCGUGUCUGCGGCCUCCCGCCCGGCCGAGCCUCGGGAGGCUUCAGAAAACACUCCGUCGGGCGCCGCGGUGUCGCCACCCUUAAUGGUCAAACCAUGGGGAAAACCGCUUUAUGCAUCUCUGAAAACAUGUCUGUAAAGAGUUCACCACGCACCGAGGGGGAGCAGUCGGCCGCUUGUCUCCCGGUCCAUGUUAAUACAGCACAACCUGAAUUUCUCUGCUGCAAAACCAAAUUGACCAUGCUCUUUUACAUAUAUGUCUUUGUAUACACAUGCAAUGUAUUUAGUUGCAUGUACGUAUGAGUAUGAGACCUAUGGUUUUAUCCAUGAUAUGCUUGAUCUAUGGCUUACACACUCUUAUUAACCAUUAAGAGAUUUAAAAGACAAAUAUGGUGCUAUCGGACCUCAUAUUGGGGUGGUCACAGCUCGUGACUGGUCAUGCGGACUCAUCGAUCAUAUCAUCCUUAAAAGAUGCUCCAUGUAAGAUUUUCUCCGCGGCGCGUCGCUGUGAAAUGAGUUAUGACGGCACUUUUUUUUUUUUUGUCUUUUUUCAAAACACUGAAGGAUGACCGUCACCGAUACAAGCAAGUAGCCCCAUGAAAACCUCAUCAAGGCCAGUGUGGGUUGCAUGAUUUUUGGGAUCAAUUCCCUAUGGGAAACUGGAUUAUUACAUGACGAAGGAGUCCCAGCAGCAGCAGCAGCAGCUUAUCAGAGGGGCUACAGAAUGUACUGUCAGUGGUCGUUAUGACAGCGGAGCAGCGGCGCGUCCGGAGGAAAUCCUACAUGUUACCUUUACUAUCCUUGAUAUAUGCAGAUCUGUUCAACAGGUGUUUAUUUUCUGUUCUCUUGUUUUGUUCCUACCAGUGCAAGUCAACACCCCUGCAGGUUUGAAAGGACAAGAAGUCACACGUUGAACCCUCCUCCUCCUCCUCCUCCUCGUCCCCCUCCCCCCUCGAUUUCCCCCCCCCUACACUGUGGCCCAAACCUCAUGGCCUCGUCUGUGAAGGUGCGACGUGUGUCGUUCGGUAAACGGUGGCAGUCGUAGUCGUAGUGGCCGUUGCCUCUCCUCCAAGAUUGGAUGCUGGGUCGUUGGUUGUUUUUUUUUUUUCCUCUUCUUCUCGUUUUCUUUGAAAUAGAGCACAUUCUGAGUUUUUUUCCUUCUCGCUGCUGAAUCGUCCGCGACCUCCUCUUGACAGUCGUCGGGCUUAGCAAGCGGUUCCGCUGCCCAAGCGUCCGCAGGUCCACGGAACGAGGAGCGCGGCGUUUUCACGUAGAGCUCGGAGACCGCCGCCUCGCCCCCCCUCCGCGCCGGCGACCGGCUCUUAAAGCAUCGAUACCUCACGGGAUCCUCUGGAACGGCGUUGGGAGUUUGUUGUAGCAGACGGGAGUGUUUUGGUUCCAUACCAGGGUUUAGAGUCCAGCCUCGGCGUUCUCCUCGCGCGGUCACUCUCAUAUUUCGUGGAAUGCCCGAGCUCGUGUUACCUUCGUAUGUUCGACUGAACCAAAGAUGCCAGCGGCCAUGCCCAAAUGCUGCUCUUCAGGCCUGGCUUCCUGUCCUUCCAAAAAAACACCCCUGCAAAUGACGAAAAUGUUUGUCUGUUUUUGUUUUGUUUUUUGUUUUUUUGUUUUUCUUUGAGAUUUCUCAACUGUCUUGACUUAACAAGCAACCCGAUUUUUCAAUGAAUUUUCAUUGAGUCUGUCUCUGAAGCCGUACAAGGCAUCACGGAUGGUGAAAAUGGUUGCAAAUUGUUGUUACUUGUUUUGUUUAUUAUUAUUAUUAUUAUUGCUUUAUAAUUUUCGAGAAAAAAAAUGAAAAUCCCAUGGUGUGCCUCCUAGCUUUAUGGGUUUAUAAAUGUUUUUUUCCCUAAAGACCAGCAGUUAUACUUUGUAUAAAAGAUGGAUUUUUCCUUAUUUUUUAUGCCAUUAAAGAAAAAAAAAAGCCUGUUUUCUUUACUCUGGACCCAGUAGCUGCACUGGUUAUACAAUCGCACUGAUAGAUUAAUUAAAAAAAAAAAAAGGAGUAAGUGAAUCAAUAAUAAUAAUGAUAAUGACAAAUGAAAUAAGAACUACAAUAAACUUGUGUUGGAAACUUUUUAUUAUAUAAAAAAAAAUAAAAAAAAUACAAAAAAAUAAAAAAGGAAAAUGACUGUUUUUGUACAUCAAAAUAAAUUCUUUUCAAAAGAAUAUUUUGGAUCUAGUUUGGAAAUUAUUUUAGUGGUUUUCUAUGUUCUGAACUUUUGAGACACCGACUUCGAAGACGUGUCACUGUACAAACUGACUUGUUUCCGUUGCAGUGGCCUGCUGGGCUGGGAGGGUUGCCUGGUGUAACUCCUCAUACCAACUUUUAGGUUUUUUUGUUUUUGUUUUUUUUUCCUUUCCAUUUUGGAUUUUUUCUCUUGCUGCUUUAGUAACUUGAAGAAAAAAAAAAAUUGAUGGAAUAAUAUGAACUGGGAACUUCAAAUCCACACCCCCCCCCCCCCAAUGCCCUCACCCCCGUAGAGCUAGAUCCCCCCCCCCUCCCCCUCCCCUUCCCUAUUGAAUUGCUGUUAGUGUGACAAGACUUGAAACGGGCAUUUAUUAUGAUAGUAUGACUCCAAAAGAAAAAAAAAAAACCCACAAAAUGUACACACACACGAAAAAAAAAAAGAAGAUAGCAAAAAAAAAAAAAAAAAAAAAA
Messenger RNA from Salarias fasciatus (jewelled blenny), 6971 nucleotides. RefSeq names its product AMMECR nuclear protein 1 (gene ammecr1). The transcript is spliced from 6 exons. Bases 1095 to 2096 code for a protein of 333 amino acids. Lineage: Eukaryota; Metazoa; Chordata; Actinopteri; Blenniiformes; Blenniidae. The record is from RefSeq and is a predicted model, not a curated record.